This is a messenger RNA of Gadus morhua (Atlantic cod), 5166 nucleotides long. RefSeq names its product myotubularin related protein 11 (gene mtmr11). The coding region runs from base 438 to 3056 and encodes 872 amino acids. NCBI's taxonomy places the organism in Eukaryota, Metazoa, Chordata, Actinopteri, Gadiformes, Gadidae. The transcript is spliced from 17 exons. Gene Ontology annotation, cellular component: cytoplasm; membrane. Gene Ontology annotation, biological process: phosphatidylinositol dephosphorylation. The record is from RefSeq and is a predicted model, not a curated record.
GUUUUUCAGUAGUCUGUCAUUUUCACUAUGGCGAGGGAAUAAACAAAUAGUACGCGGCUGUGAGUUGUGUGAGCUGUGAAUACAGUUCUCCUUUCCGUGACUAACAGUGACGCUGUUUUUUACUCGCCUACCUCCCAGGUUUUGUCCGGAAAAUUAUAUUUGUCGUUGGGACGUUGAUGUUUCCCCAGAAAUCACCAAUGAAAAGAGCGAAAAUAGUUAGUCCCUUACUGCUGAGCACCUCUGUUACCUCCUCCGGUGGUGCGGGAUAGAAUACUGUCUGGGCACAUCAUAGAGGACCUCUUUCUUUUGUACUGUUUGGUACCGGAAUGGAAAGAACAGCCAACCCAUCACCCCCUUGCCGAUAGAAAACAAGGUUGCGGUUUGUAUGCACACUGGUUGUUGAUGUAUUAGCAGGACCAGAGGAAGACGUCGCCAAUAUGUUAACGGGAUCUAAAACCACGUUCAAAGUCAGACAAAUGGUCCCCGAUAUGAAGGAGAGGAUGCUGAGCCCUAGCGGACUGAACGCGAGGAGCCGCGACAUGUUUGGACUGCGUUGUCUACCUGGGGAGUGUGUGCUCCAGAGGGCCGUGUUGGUGAGGAAGAAGCUGACCGCCAGGGAGGGCGGGGGCUGGCUGGCUGGAACCCUCUUCUGCACCCACUUCAGGGUGUCAUUCGUCCCCCAGGACAGCCCCAAGCCAGACGACAACGCUGACCCUGUCUUGUUAGGGGAGCAUGAUGUGGCGCUGGCCUCCAUUGAAAAGGUUGUUGCGGUUGGCCCGUCCAGGACCAAGCUGGUGACCCCCAACUCGUCUCUGAAGUUCACCCCAGAAGAGCUGGUGCUUUACUGCAGGGACCUGAGGGUCAUCUGUUUCCUCUUCGACCGCCUGACCCCCGACACCCAGGCCGUGGAGAUAACCUACACCAUCGCUAAGACCUACCAGCCUCUCAAGCCCGGCUGUGUGCUGGCCUUCCAGAACGCCGCUCUGGGCAGCGUGGAGAUGAAGCAGUUCCUUAGCAACCGUCGCCGUGACGGCCAGAUGAACUGGUUUGAGUCUGUGGACGAGUGGGAGCGGGAGCUGGAGCGGUGCGGAGCCAAGGGCUGGCGGGUCAGCACGGUCAACGACCGCUUCGAGAUGUCCACCAGCUUACCCAGGUACAACGUGGUUCCACAAAGGGUUCUGGACACUGAGCUGAAGAGAACGUUUGCCCACUUCAACGAAGGACGCAUCCCUCGCUGGAGUUGGAGGCACCCCCGAGGCAGUGACCUCCUAAGGAUGUCCAGCUUCCAGAACAACAUCUACCACGAGAAAGACGACACCAGGAACCUGGAGCUGGUGUUGUUUGGGAGCCAGUGGUCUCUGUGUGUGGUGGUGGACCUGGGGGAGGAGAUGCCCAGCCCCGCAGACCUCCAUCUGGCCCACAGCCGCCUGCGGGCCCUCUGUCUGGGAGAUAUCUCCAACUCGGUAACGGUCCCUGACGAUAAGUGGUUAUCCACCCUCGAGAGCACCCAUUGGCUGGACUACACCAGGUGCUGUCUGAGGAAGGCGGGCGAAGUGGCCUGUCUCCUGAGGGGUGGUCACAUGACCGUCGCACUGCAAGAGUCGGAGGACCGUGACAUGGGCUGCCUGGUGUCCAGCCUGGUGCAGGUGAUGUGUGACCCCCACUGCCGCACCCAGGAGGGCUUCCAGGGACUGGUGCAGAAGGAGUGGGUGAUGUCCGGACACCGCUUCUACAGCCGCCUCAACUAUCACCGGGACAACGACAAGGAGGAGGCCCCAGUGUUCCUCCUCUUCCUGGACUGUGUGUGGCAGCUCUGGUCUCAGUUCCCGUCCCGCUUCCAGCUGACGGACCACUUCCUGCUGGCGCUCUACGACAGCACGCACCUGCCCCUGUUCUCCAGCUUCCUGGCCAACUGCCAGCGCGAACGCUGCAAGCGCACACAGCACCUGACCCAGACCUACACCCCUGUCAACGGCUGGCGGGACGUGCUCCCGAGGGGGGGGCUGUCACUGUCGUCGCCGACGGACUCCGUGGACCCCCCCCUACCCUCCGUCUGGGACUGGGCGCUGCAGUACGGCGGCGGGCGGCUGUCCCGCUUCACCCAGCCCGUACCCCCCACGCCCCCCACGCCCCCGCCCCCCGUGGUUCUGAACGGGAACCUCAACACCAACCCGGACAUCCGCAGGAUGAGCGACACCGUCCAGGGCUCGGUGUUCCUUCUCUCGAGGGGCUCGUUCUCCUCACCCACGAACCUCCUGCCCUGGCGGGGAGGAGGAGGAGGAGGAGGUGGGGGAGGUGGAGGCGUGGCUGCUGCUGUUUACAAGAGGAGCCACCGGAGGGCGCCCUCCUCUGAGAGCCUGUCCGGCCUGGAGAGGCUGCUGAAGGCCACGGCUCUGACCGAUGCCCCCCAGGGCCUCACCUCCACCUCCGCCUCCACCACGGGCCCCCAGGGGUCACCCCUGGACCACUACGAGCCCUUGCUGCCCCUCCUUCUGGGGCCCUGCAUGCGGGUGUGGAAGGAGUGCUAUCUGAGGGGGGUGCUGCAUGCUCAGGCGUUCUCCCACCCCGUCUCCUCCAACCACGCCCACCCGGUGGUGCGUCUGGCCCUGGAGGUGCAGCAGCUCCACGAGCAGCUGGCCCUGGCCUCCGCCUCCUCCUCCAACAGCUCCAGCACCGCCUCCACCAUCAACAAACCCCCGCCGCCCCGCCACCGCCGGCCCGACGCCAACCUCAACCAGAACACCAACAACGGCACCUUCCUGUUCCCCGCCCCGCGGGCCCAGGCCCGCCCGGUGCCUCCUGCUCCCACCUCUUCCAGCAGCUCCGCCAACCCCAAGACCUCCAGGGUUAACUCCUCCGCCUCCUCCUCCUCCUCCUCCUCUUCCUCCUCCUCCUCGUCUGCCGCCCAUAAGGACCACCCCAGCGCCGGCGGCAGCGCCAAACACACCUUCCUCUUCGGCCCCCCGGCCUCAUCGUCGCAGGACCCCCGCGCCGAGCCGCGCUACUACCCCAACGCCAAGCUGCCGCACGGCAACAGGCCUACCAUUGGCUCCUGAGAGCUCCGCCCACCCCACUGUCGGUGCCCAGCUGCCCCGGCCCUUCCCCCCCUGCUCUCUAUUAUAUUGAAGAGCUGUUUCCCCCAAUGACUGGGGAUUAUUUACAAAGGGCCCGCCCUUGAGUUCUGAGAUGGACCAAUCACAAUGGAGUGAGGAGGAGGUUACUCAGAGACCUGGUUGUCAGGGGCGACAGUAGGAGGGGACCUGAUUGAAGGGUUUUUACAGGAGCGAUGGAGGCACCCUGACUUGUAUCUGAGGUGUUCAAGAGUUGGACGACGUUGGACAACUACUUUGUUUGUGACUUUUCACAGAAUUCAAGUUAUCAGUAUUUAAUUCAUGGUAAUUGUAUCCGUAUUGUAUAAAGGCUAAUACCAAGAAGAAUUAUGGACAGAAAAUCUGUAAUUAUACAAGAGCUGAGUGAGUCCUCAGUCACCUGAACCUUUUUGAAGUUGGCUAUAUCCUCUAGUGACUAGUCACAAAGAGAAGAAGCUAAGACUGUUGGAUGGAAACUCCACGGCAGGUAUGGAGAUCAUUAUGGAUUAACGGAUGACCCCCUGACCCCUAGCACUGACCCCUGACACUUCAUGAGGCUUCUGUACAGCACCUCCUGACCGGUACAAAUAUGAUGCGUUGCAACCUUCUCAUUUACAGAGUGCAGAGUGCAGGACAGAGUGUUCCGAAAGCACACCGGACAGAAAGCAGGCCGAACACGCAGGUGCUCAAUGUGCUCUCCAGGAAAACAGUCCAGUGAGCUGAAAUCUAGAAUUUAGGGCAUGAAAGCUAUUCUGGUCCUGUUCUCACAUCUCUCCACGCGCGCGCCCGCCGGCAGCACGCACAAGGGAUUUAUAUUCAGCCCUGUGUUACAAAGAAAUCCUCUGCCUCUGUGGCACGAUGGGCACUUAUGGCUGAAUUCUGGUGGACUGUUCAGUAUUAGAAGAGAUAUAUAUAUAUAUAUAUAUGACGGUUGAAACAAUGUGCAUUUCAUUUCAAAUGAUGCUGUGUGUGUUUGUGUGAGAAUCCAGCUUUCAUCUAUUCACUUUUGCUAUUGAGUAUUUUUACUGGUUAACUUGACGUGUUAACCGCUGUGGCUGUUGAGAUUACCCAUAGCUGUAUGUUCUGCUUCCUGUUGGGGAAAAUGGCAACUUCCUGUGUCACACCACAGUUUCUGAUGGCACCUCUAUGUAUUCUAGUGCUAAUUCCUAUAAUGCAUUUAUGUACCAAGUUUGAAAGGUUCAAGUUAAGGUAUCAGGCAGAAUUGGUCAGGUUUAGGCAUAAAGUUAGAGUUGGUCAUGUUUAGGUAUGACGCUAUAGUCAGGUUUAAGUAUUAGGUUAGAGACUGUUUACUUUAGGUAACCUUUAGGUUUGCUCAGUCCAGUCAGAAGGGUCUUCUGGGGAAAGCAGUGCAUCAUGGGAAUAAUCCCCCCAGACAAGUCCAUCUCACCUUACAAGGUACUCUCCGAGGGAGACCGGUGUCUGACCGCCUGUCCGUCAUUAGCAGGGCAAGCGUUGGCAUGGCAUUAGUAUUCAGCGGAGAAACGAGGCCAAAGAGGGCCUGCAAGGACCUGACUGCAUUACAAAAAUCAGGGAGGCACAGUCCUUCCAUCCAUGGCUGAAACCACAACAGGUUGUUCUGGUUGGACUGAGGACGUCACGCACAGCCACCCUCAGCCGGGCCCGUGAAGACACCAAUCUGAGAUGUAGAUAUCAAAUUAUAAACAAGCUUUGUUCUCAAGGAGGUUAUUAUGUGGAUGAUGGAGGACGUGUCAUUUCGGUAUCUCAACCCUUGAUCUGAAUUAUUAAACUGCUGUAAAUAUUCAUCGUUGAAAUAUCAAGGUAGGUUGAGAUAUCCGUCACCGGAUCGGGAUCUACGGUAUUGUGAUGCCAAUGCGGUUGCUUGUCUUCCAUUGAGAAUCAUUCAUCAUUAUUCAGUUGCAUUGACCUUUAACAUGGUGGUUCUCUGUAUACAAGGGCUUUGGGACCACAUUAUCACCGCGGGCCUGAACCGUUGGAUACUUCAAAGUUUUGAUACAAAUGCUGUCAUUUGCCAUAUGUUCAUACAUUUCUAGCAACUCGCGAUGACCCUGCUCAAUAAAUGGCAUCAAUUCAUAAA